AUGACCCUCCAUGAGGUACAAGAACACGAGGCUGAGACCGAAGGUGACCAUGAGGAAGAAAUCCUGGAACAGCCUGGCGCUGGACAGAAUCCUUACCCAGAACUAAUGAAGGACACCUCGUUUACACGCUGUUUACUCGUCACAAGAGCAGGCGAACAUACCGACUCGUUUUCUCGUUGUCUCUUACCUCUAGGUCAUGGAUUUCCACUGUAUUCACCCGUUGGCAACCUCACCAGUCGACCACAAGAGCAUAUCAAGCAAGGAGUCUCUGUUGGCGACGUUGGACUCAUAGACGAAAGGGGACAGUUCACAUACUUCUUCAAUGUCUUUCUUCCUACGACCCACCCGCGCCAGGGGGAAGUUCUGCCCGACUUCGUACCAAUGCCGCCGUUGGACCGCUCAGUGGACCUCAGAGAAGAGUCUCAAUAUCACCCUCCCGGCACCGUCCUCGUCAGCAAAGGCGUACUGACGUCGUAUCUUUCAAAAUCUCCCAUGUACAUAGAGUUCAAAAUUAAGGCCCGUGAAGGAGCCGUAUGGAUAUUUCCACAUGGAGCAUCUCGGGAAGACUUGAUUUCAACGACUCGCCUGCACGAGUACAUCAAGACGCACGCACUCACUUGGUACCGGCAUAUCAAUACAGGCCUUUCGCAACUUUAUCCCAAUGCCUCGCUCUAUGUUGUGACAGGCUGCGACAAAACCAAUUCAUGGGCAAAUCUGUCGUCGCUUGUCCCGGUUACGGUCCGCUACGAUGGCCGGAAAAGGGCCUACUGGGACGCCAACGUGGAAUAUGUUACCAGUAGUAUCAAUCGAGAUCCUAAUAAAUACACAGACAACUGUGCCGUCUUCAUCCGCGGCAUUCGAGUCGCAGUAAAUCCUACCCUCUGGACAAAACACCUUCUCGGAAGUCGGCCUCCGGAGCAAUUGGCCUACUGCAGCAUUCUCGCAACACCAAUUCUGGGUAUCCGUGCCAGGAUUCGGACAUGGCAGGAAGAUAGGAAGGGCAGACUUCCUGCAGCUAUUCCUGGCCAAGAGCCACGACCAUAUCAUCCUCUGGAAUUUGCAGCACAGCUGGUGCUCAACGACUCGCCUGAGGCAGCUAUAGCAAUUGUCGAUGACUAUAUGUGGGCUGCUGUUGCAGAUGGGGAGGAAGGGACUUACUUCAGGAUGGUCGACCAGCUUAUUAGGCUACUUGAAGCUUUCGACGUCGUACUAGAAAAUGACAUCGCCACGUUGAAGCGUAAGGAGCCCGAGCCUCGGCAUACAGCCAUUCUCGCAUGGCUGCGUAGCCUUCUUAUUCUAGCACUUGGAGUCAAGCGAAGGGCUCGGAACGCGGCGAGGGCGAAGGUUGGCCAAGUUCUCCCAGGACCGGGGCCAAGAUUGUAA
This is a messenger RNA of Cyclocybe aegerita, 1383 nucleotides long. NCBI's taxonomy places the organism in Eukaryota, Fungi, Basidiomycota, Agaricomycetes, Agaricales, Hemipholiotaceae. The record is from the annotation of a GenBank genome assembly.